This is a messenger RNA of Synchiropus splendidus (mandarinfish), 963 nucleotides long. RefSeq names its product glutathione S-transferase alpha-3-like. Lineage: Eukaryota; Metazoa; Chordata; Actinopteri; Syngnathiformes; Callionymidae. Gene Ontology annotation, biological process: glutathione metabolic process. Gene Ontology annotation, molecular function: glutathione transferase activity. The record is from RefSeq and is a predicted model, not a curated record. The coding region runs from base 185 to 856 and encodes 223 amino acids. The transcript is spliced from 7 exons.
AGUGUUAUUGGUCAGAAUCCACCAAUCGAGCUCUCCUGGGCUUUUUUCCCCCUCAAAGCUGAAUCCUAUAAAAGAGUGAAACUUGCAGACUUCUGCCUCACUCUCAAAUUGGGUCAGAGCCUCUUUAAGCUUCACUGUACUGAGGAGCACCAUCAUCAUCAUCAUCAAACAAACAACAAGAAACAUGUCUGACAAAGUUGUGCUGACCUACUUCGAUGGGAGGGGGAAAAUGGAGUCAAUCCGCUGGCUGCUGGCGACUGCAGGAGUGGAGUUUGAGGAAGUUUUCCUGACAACUAGGGAGCAGUAUCUGAAACUCUUGAGUGAUGGCGCACUCAUGUUCCAACAAGUGCCUCUGGUGGAGAUGGAUGGCAUGAAGCUCGUCCAAACUAAGGCCAUCUUACACUACAUUGCAGAGAAGUACAACCUUCACGGCAAAGAUGCCAAAGAGCGAGUCCGGAUCAACAUGUACACAGAGGGGCUGAUGGACCUGAUGGAAAUGAUCAUGAUGCUGCUAUUCCAACCUGAUGCUGAAAGCAAACUGGCAAACAUUCAGACUAAAGCUAAAGAGCGCUACCUGCCGGUGUUUGAAAAGGCUCUAUCCAGCGGUGACUACCUGGUGGGAGGGAGACUGACCUGUGCAGAUGUGCUGCUGAUGGAAUGCAGCCUGAUGUUGGAGGAGAAGUUUCCUGAUGUUCUUGCUGACUUUCCCAAAGUCAAGGCUUUCCAGAAGAGAAUGGAAAAAUACCCGACGAUUGAAAAGUUCCUUCAACCAGGCAGUCAGAGGAAACCUCAGCCAAGUGACUGCCUCCGCCAAACAGCCUUGAAGGUGUUCGCCAUGACCCACAUCCAACCCUGACACCGAUACGUCUUAAAAGCAGCUCAAUUGGACGCAAGAAAAAACGCUUAUGGAUGUUUUUUCAAAGCUAUAACCAAUUGUACUUCAUUAAAAAAAAUAUUUGGACA